This is a messenger RNA of Daphnia carinata, 1692 nucleotides long. RefSeq lists its product as uncharacterized. The record is from RefSeq and is a predicted model, not a curated record. The transcript is spliced from 10 exons. Gene Ontology annotation, biological process: glutathione metabolic process. Gene Ontology annotation, molecular function: glutathione peroxidase activity; glutathione transferase activity. The coding region runs from base 136 to 1488 and encodes 450 amino acids. Lineage: Eukaryota; Metazoa; Arthropoda; Branchiopoda; Diplostraca; Daphniidae. Gene Ontology annotation, cellular component: mitochondrion; peroxisome.
UCUGAGACGUAAUUGUACAAAAGGUCUUGGCUAAGGUUAACAAAAAUUCUGAUCACAUAGGCCUUCCCCCGCAGGAUUCCUUUAAAUUACCGUGGUUAUUUAAUUAAUUUGUUUGUUUCAUUAAACUGGUUGAAAAUGGCAGCUAUAGUACGCACAAAAGUUGAGUUGUUCUAUGAUGUUGUGUCCCCAUACAGUUGGUUUGGAUUUGAGGCUCUUUGUCGGUAUCGGACGCAUUGGAAAAUGGAUUUAGUUCUUCGACCAUUUUUUCUUGGGGGUGUAAUGAAGGAAUCUGGAAACAGACCCCCAAUGAUGGUUCCGUCAAAACUCUUGUACAUGCAAAAAGAUCUUCUGAGAAAUGCAGCUUAUUUUGGAGUCCCUUUAAAACUAAUUGAGGAUCCUUUUCAUGUCAUGAUUGAGAAGGGAACUGUAAAAGCCCAAAGAUUUUUAACAGCCAUUGGUGAUAAGCAUCCUGAGCAUCUUGAAGGUGUUUCACGUGAACUAUGGAAAAGGAUAUGGUCUAGGGGAGAGGACAUUGUUGAAGAUGAAAAUUUACAUCUUGCAGCCAAGGCUGCAAACAUGAAAGAUGUUCAUAUACAAGAAUGUUUGAAACUAUUGAAUGAUUCUAGUGUCAAGUUGGCCCUUAAGAAAUCCACAGAGGCUGCAAUUGAAUAUGGGGCUUUUGGGGCUCCUACCAUUAUUGUUCAUUCGAAAGGCCAUCCAGAAAUAUUUUUUGGAUCGGACCGCUUUCCUAUAAUUGCUCAAAUUAUGAAUGAAGAAUGGAAAGGGCCGUCUCCAGAACCGAAAAAAAUGACAUCCUCUCCGAGAAUCAAAGUUGAAUUGUACUACGACGUUGUGUCUCCAUAUACUUGGUUUGGUUUUGAGGUUCUGUGUCGUUAUAGGCACCAUUGGAAUAUGGAUCUUGUUCUAAGACCAUUUUUCCUUGGAGGGGUUAUGAAGGCAUCUGGAAAUAAGCCCCCAAUGACUGUAGCAUCAAAAGGUAUGUACAUGCAGAAGGAUAUUCAAAGAAGUGCGGAAUACUUUAAGGUUGAUCUAAAACUUAUAGAGGAUCCAUACAAUGUGCUUGUUCAAAAAGGAUCGCUGAGAGCCAUGAGGUUUCUAACUGCUAUAAAUCUUCAUUGCCCUCAGUAUCUAGAAAGUGUUUCUCGUGAGCUGUGGCGUAGAAUUUGGUCUAAAGGAGAAGAUAUUGUGGCAGAUGACAGCCUCAUAAUGGCGGCUAAAGAAGCAAAAAUGGAAGAAAAUGACAUUAAGGAAUGUUUAAGUAAAAUGGACGAUUCAGGAACAAAAGAUGCCUUAAAAAUGGCUACCGAACAGGCAGUUGACUACGGGGCUUUUGGUGCACCAACCAUAGUAGUUCAUGCAAAAGAAGGCCCAGAAAUGUUUUUCGGAUCAGAUCGCUUCCCACUGGUAGCCCAAAUGAUGAAUGAAGACUGGAAGGGACCAGUUCCAGAUCAAAAGAGUAAACUAUGAUGCAUGCUUUGUCUCCUAUAUUUUGGUUGGUGCUGCAUCAAUAUAAUUUCUGGUAAGAAAUGGUACCAUGUUAGGGGAGGGGAUUUGAAGUAACCUUAUUCAGAAAAGAAGAAAAAUUUUCUCUAGAUGUACAUUGAAAUUUCCAAGGGUUGGUUAUCUUUAGCCACUGUUAUUUUUACACAAGGCUUAACGGACGUGUUAAAU